Molecule: messenger RNA, 1486 nt
Organism: Acanthoscelides obtectus
Lineage: Eukaryota; Metazoa; Arthropoda; Insecta; Coleoptera; Chrysomelidae
Source: the annotation of a GenBank genome assembly
CUCACACAUUAUUAUAAGCAGGCAAAAUAUUAUAGAAAUAUUAGAAAUGAAUUUACAUAUUUCGCAGUUAAUUAGCAGAAUUAGGUUAGGUCACCACAAAUUGACACGGAACGUAUUUUAUUUAAUACUUUCUUGACACUUUGACGUUAAAGUGACACUUUCGACAGCGUUGCCAAAUUGAAUCCGUAGUUAAAUGGCCAUUAGCUAAGUGAAGCACAAAUAUGGUCGGUGCAAGUCGUUUUAAAGUUAAGGGAUCAAUAACUUAUGGGGUCUCUUACCUAAUGGUCUCAUAAGAAAAAGUCCGUGCAAAUGGCCGUAAGUCUUUAGUUAUGUCAUUCAAAAAUCACAAGAAUCUCAAUCUUUGUGACCCUAACGAAACACACUUCCCUUUACAUAGAAUGUACAUAUAUUCUUGUUAGAUUUCGGUGUAAUUGUGUUUUGUAAUAGCUUCUUGUUUGUCAGUAAAUACACUACAAUUGUUGUUGGUACACAUUUUUGAUCUCUGCUUUGAAACUCAGAAAUUGGUCAAUGACACUGAUCGUUUACUGAUCUAAGUUAGAUAUUGUAUACCUACUAUAAAACUUUCUUUUUUCUCCUCUAGAUCCUAACAUCACUUAGAUUUUUUGCAGGUGGAAGCUACCAAUUGGAUAUUGGUCGAAACCAUCGUAUGGCAAUAGGCCAGCCAUCUGUGUCCCGCGUUUUGCAUGAAGUGUUGGAUGCACUAAAUCAGCCUGCAGUUGUGAAUAGGUUCUGCCAUUAUCCUACCACUAUUGAAGAACUGAGGAACUUAAGAGAGAGUUUUUUUGAAGAAACUGGUGUUCCAGGCAUAACUGGCAUUAUAGACUGCACACACAUUGCAUUGACAACACCAGUAGAAAAUGAACACAUUUAUGUAAACAGGAAAAAUUUCCAUUCAUUGAAUGUUCAAAUGAUUUGUGAUAAACAAAUGAAGAUAUUGAAUUUCAAUGCCCGAUAUCCUGGAAGCACUCAUGAUGCUUUUAUUUGGAGAAACUCCAGAAUAGAGGAAUUUCUAAGUACAAUGCCAGAUAACCAACUGGGUACUUUUUACCUACUAGCCGAUUCUGGCUAUCCACUAAGACCUUGGCUGAUGAACCCCUAUCUGCCUGAGCCUGCCCCUGGAACACCAGAGGCUCGCUUCAAUGAGAGAAUGACACAAAUUAGAGUCCUCAUUGAAAGGUGUUUUGGAUUGCUCAAGAAUAGAUUCCGUUGCCUUCUAAAAGAUAGAGUUUUGCACUAUGCCCCUAUCACAGUGGCACAAAUUGUAACGGCAUGCACUGUGUUGCAUAAUAUUUGUGUAGAAAAUAAUAUUCCUCUAAUCGAAGACGAGGAUUUUUUCAAUGAAGAAUUGGAUGGCUAUGAAAAUGCUGUUGUAGAAGAGUUUGGAAGAAAUGUGUUGAAUAAUAAUUUUGUGCAGCGUGGUAGAGAAAUUAGGAACUUCCUUGCCAGAACCUACUUUUAAGGCUUC